Magnolia sinica is the source of this 1729-nucleotide messenger RNA. Its product is annotated as 7-hydroxymethyl chlorophyll a reductase, chloroplastic. The record is from RefSeq and is a predicted model, not a curated record. The transcript has 19 exons. Lineage: Eukaryota; Viridiplantae; Streptophyta; Magnoliopsida; Magnoliales; Magnoliaceae. Gene Ontology annotation, molecular function: 7-hydroxymethyl chlorophyll a reductase activity. The coding region runs from base 74 to 1444 and encodes 456 amino acids. Gene Ontology annotation, biological process: chlorophyll cycle. Gene Ontology annotation, cellular component: chloroplast.
AUCCAGUUCAUAUCUGAUUGAGUGGCUGACACAGCAUCCGCCCACCAGUUCGGUGCGAGCUUCUCAUUCCAACAUGGCACUUACGGCCAACUCCUCUUCCUUCGCAUUUGCGUUUUCCGUCGUGUCUGCUUCGUCAUCUCCUCAGGAGAAAAAGGCGAAUUCAGUUAAGGUGAGAGACGAUUGGAGGAAACGUUCCAGACCUAUUCCUCCAGGAGGCACGUAUCCCGCUAAAGAUCAUUGCAGUCAAUGCGGUCUCUGUGAUACAUACUACAUCGCCCAUGUCAAGAAUGCUUGUGCUUUCUUAGGCGAUGGCAUGUCCAGAAUCGAGAACUUGGAACCAACAGUCCAUGGCAGAGGGAGGAAAGCGGGCUCAUUGGAUGAUGCAUAUUUUGGUGUCCAUGAAGAGUUGCUUUAUGCUCGAAAAACUAAGCCUGUAGAAGGAGCACAAUGGACAGGAAUUGUAACAACCAUUGCGGUGGAAAUGCUGAAAGCAAAUAUUGUAGAAGCUGUCAUUUGUGUGCAGAGUGAUCCAGAGGACAGACUUACUCCAAAGCCAGUCUUGGCCAGGACACCAGAUGAGGUUAUUGCAGCAAGAGGCGUUAAACCAACAUUAUCUCCUAAUCUGAAUACACUUGCCCUAGUCGAGGCAGCUGGUGUAAAGCGUCUUCUUUUCUGUGGUGUGGGAUGCCAAGUGCAAGCGUUAAGAUCCAUAGAGAAGUACUUGGAUUUAGAGAAGCUCUACGUACUUGGCACUAAUUGUGUGGAUAAUGGAACUCGGGAGGGGCUAGACAAGUUUUUGAAGGCUGCAAGCAGUGAUCCGGAAACAGUUUUGCAUUAUGAGUUCAUGCAAGAUUACAAGGUACACUUGAAGCAUUUGGAUGGUCAUAUUGAAGAGGUUCCUUAUUUCUGUUUACCAGCAAAUGAUUUGGUCGAUGUUAUUGCACCAUCAUGCUAUAGCUGCUUUGACUACACAAAUGCAUUAGCGGACUUGGUGGUGGGGUACAUGGGUGUGCCAAAAUAUGCAGGAGUAAGCAUGACAGAGCAUCCUCAAUAUAUUACUGUCAGAAAUGAACGUGGAAGGGAAAUGCUUAGUCUGGUAGAGAAUCUUUUGGAGAUUACCCCUGCAGUUAGCAGUGGAAAUCGGCGUCCGUAUGUUAUGGAAACUGUCAAAGCUGAUGAUAAAGCCAAAUCAGGGGCCGGUCCUGCACGGCCAGCUCCCAAGUUCGUUGGUAAUUUGAUCGCAUUCCUUCUAAACCUGAUUGGUCCAAGAGGACUUGAAUUCGCCCGUUAUUCUUUAGAUUACCACACAAUAAGGAACUAUUUAUAUGUACAUCGUCAUUGGGGGAAACAAAGAGCAGAUGAGCACAUGCCAUCAUAUGCCAGGAAGAUUGUCGACUUGUACAAUGAGAAUGGCGAAAUCAAUCGGAUGCUCUCUAACAAGUAAUAUGCUGACUCUGGCAGCACCCUGCUCGUCUCUUCUCCAUCCCAAAAGUUACUAUCAUUUACUGACAUGUCAGAUGUAUCUCCUAGUGGAAAUUUGAUCUUAAUACCUUCUAUCGUCCAGUGUAGUUGCCAAAGCUUUCAUGCACGAUGUUUCUAAAUUUUGUUGAAUAAAGGUAAAGGUUGUGUAUCUUUCACAGAAUUCUGUCCGAUGUGUAAAAAAAAAGGCACUUCUGUCUGACUGAUGUAAAAAAAGCACUAAAUUGUAUGAGAUGUUGAAAUUUCAUCA